AUGUGGAUUUAUGUUAAUAAACCAGUUCAAAGUUUAAUGUAUAUCUUGGAAGUUGAUUUACCAAUAGAAUAUCCUAACCAAAUUCCUAAUGAGAAUUUGAGCGAACCAGUUGGCGUUAAAAAAUUAAAAGAGAAAUACAGAAUACAUCCACCGCAAAAAUUUACUUAUGUCAGUAAGUAUCCGCAGUUGAUAAAAGAUGUAAUUGUAGAAAGUCAAGAAAAAAAUACUUCUUUUAUCCGAGUAAUUAUUCAAAACAAAGAAGGGAAAAUAUUGAUGAUAAAAGAAAAAAAACGAGGUUGGAUGUUUCCCGGUGGAAAAAUAGAAGAAGGAGAAACUCCCGAGGAAGCCGCCAAAAGAGAAGUUUUUGAAGAAACUAAUUUAGUAGUAAAGAAUUUGAAAAAAGCUAAAGAAAGAGCUUUCUUUUUUGAUGACCGACGAAUAAAAAAUAAACAACAAAAAGGAUAU
Molecule: messenger RNA, 465 nt
Organism: Racocetra persica
Lineage: Eukaryota; Fungi; Glomeromycota; Glomeromycetes; Diversisporales; Gigasporaceae
Source: the annotation of a GenBank genome assembly